Messenger RNA from Camellia sinensis, 1494 nucleotides. NCBI's taxonomy places the organism in Eukaryota, Viridiplantae, Streptophyta, Magnoliopsida, Ericales, Theaceae. The record is from RefSeq and is a predicted model, not a curated record.
AUGGCACCGCAAGCAGAUCAUCUUGCGACACUAGACAAAGGCCCAAAUGGUAGAUCACUGGAGGAAGAAGAUCAUCUGGUGCGAAGCACCAAAAAGAUCAAAAGCACAUCAGCACCUAUUGAAGACCAGGACAUGAACGACUCUAUUCAAGCUCCAACAGAGGAACAAUCAAAGAGGUCUUUCAAACAAGCCCUUACAGCCACAAAAACCAAUGAGAAAGCUUUUGACAACGACCUUGAGAGACUUUCAGAUGAUGAUUUUCUUACAGAUGAGGAAGAUAAUGAGGCAAUGGAGGAAGAGGAUCUUAAUCGGUUUGCUGAUCUAGGGUUUCACGUCCCCAUAAUCAAGCUUCCUUCGCGUCUCAUCAAACACAUUCGUAGGCCAUGGAAAGACUGCCUAAUUGUCAAAUUACUUGGGAAAACUCUAGGGUAUAAACUCCUUGUAUCCAAAUUGAGAAAGAUGUGGGGACUCCAAGGAGACUUUGAAGCAACUGAUCUGGGUUUGGGGUUUUUCUUGAUCAAGUUCGAAAUGAUGGUCGAUUGUAGCAGAGUAUAUACAGAGGGCCCUUGGAUCAUAAUGGAUCAUUAUCUCACAGUAAGGCGUUGGGAACAUGAUUUUAAGCCAUCGGAGGCUGGAGAAGUGGCCACGGCACUAUGGGUCAGGUUUCCCCAGCUUCCAAUUGAGUACUAUAAUGAGAAGGUCCUUUUCCAUAUAGCAAAGGCGAUUGGGAAACCCCUCAAGGUAGAUCUUAAUACUGCCAUGUCCGCUCGAGGAAGGUAUGCACGCGUCUGUGUGGAAGUUGAUCUCACAAAGCCAUUAAUUUCACGUUUUGCUAUAGGAAAAUAUACUUACAUAGUGGAAUAUGAGCAUUUACACUACUUCUGUUUCCAGUGUGGGAAAGUUGGGCAUCGGAAAGAAUAUUGUAGCAGUAACAAACCGGUGCCGGAGCUGACACCAGCUACCACAGUAGCCAUAGCUAACGGUCAUGGUGCUGGUCUAGAUCAAGCUCAAACGGCUAGUUCAUCAGGCAAACACUCUAUUCCUGACAGAGGGCAGAGAGACGAAUUUGGGCCUUGGAUGUUGGUGAAUAGGAAAAAUAAUAGGCCCAACCCCAUUGCACGGCCAGCUGGACCCAACAACUACAUUCACAAAAGAUCUGCUAAUCGGUUUGGCCCUUUAGCUGAAAAUGGGAACAUGGUAGGAGCCCCCGAAAGAGCUAAGCAUCAAGGCCACACUGGCCCAAGCAUGGUAAACACACACAGAACAGCCUCUACUAGUGAGUCAGGCAAUCCUCCUAUAGCUCAGGAAAUUUUCUCAAAAGGCCAAAAGGAUGAAAGACAACUCAACAAAGAUCAGGACCCAGCUGUUGAAGGACAAACUUUACCAGAGAUUCCUGCUUCAAGCUACAAUCCUAGCUUAGGGCAAGCCACUAACAACGACUUGGAAUUGAUGAAUGCAGAGCUCCCCAAAACCCCAUUGGCAGUUUUGAUCUGA